AUUUUCUUUUUGGGAGUUUUGUUCGAAAACUGUAAAAUUCUAGUAAUUCGAGUGAAAAUUUUUAAACAAUUACAAUUGAGGCGGAAAUUUUAAAAUAUAAACCCACAAAACUUGCGUUUAAUAAGCGCGCUAAAAUACACAUUGAAUUGCAGCUGAAAAUUUGCAGCAAAGCAGUGUGUAAGUGAAAGAUUUAAUAACAAGCGACGCCAUCGCAUAAGUAACAGUGGUGUAGUGGGGAAUUAAAGGAACACAAAAAGAAAAUACGCAUACAUUUUCCAUUUGCCCAUUUCCAAAGACGACGUACGAAUCCAAAGUGACGCUUUCUACACGGCGCAGGUUCGAUUUGCAUUGAAAACGUUUGUGUGCUGCUGUUGCUGCUGUGGGUGCGGAAAGCGUGUGUGUUUGAUCAAGGUGAAGGGGAACCAAAAGUGCGAUAGACGACACACAAAUAACAUAUAUAGGAAAAUUGUAUUACCAGCUAACGCUCAAGUUGCACAAGACGAAUCAACAAAUAAAGCACAAGAGCAAAACAAAAGCAAGUGGAAAGUAAGAGCAUCGACAGCAUCACACAGACGACUACGUAGCAUUUAGCAGCCAAGCAACAAACAUUUACAGAAAUCGAAAGUCAUAACCAUGAGCUCGAUAUCAAAUGUGGAAAAUCUAUCGCCACAGACAAUACGUCAAGUGAUGAAGGAAAUGCAGCAGAUGAGCGAAACACCAUUGGAGGGCAUCAAAAUACAAAUAAAUGACGCUGAUGUAACUGACAUUCAAGCGCUAAUCGAAGGUCCUGCCGGCACACCAUACGCAGGUGGCGUUUUUCGUGUUAAGCUAACACUCGGAAAAGAUUUUCCGCAAUCACCGCCAAAAGCCUUUUUCCUUACAAAAAUCUUUCAUCCAAAUGUUGCGGCUAAUGGUGAAAUUUGCGUGAACACACUGAAGAAGGAUUGGAAACCCGAUUUGGGUAUUAAACAUAUAUUGCUCACCAUAAAAUGCCUUCUUAUUGUACCAAAUGCGGAAUCUGCGCUAAACGAGGAAGCUGGUAAAUUGCUAUUGGAACGUUAUGAUGAUUAUUCACAGCGUGCGAAAAUGAUGACUGAAAUACAUGCGCAGCCCGCAAAAGGUGCCGCUAGUGGUGAUGCGAAAGACGAUGAUGGUCCCUCCUCCAAAAAACAUGCUGUCGACAAAAAACUACAAGACAAGAAAAAAGAAAAGCUAAUCAAAGAGAAGAAGCGCAUGUUGAAGCGGUUAUGAGGCGGUAGUUGUAUGCAUUUGGAGCCUUUAUCAAGGACUGUAACACAACAGGUCACCUUAGCGUUCAAUUCUUAAAAUAAUUAACAAAAGCAAACUAAGCCAAAACAUCCAAGAAGCAUUAAGUGGCAAGUGCAAGUGGCGGCAGCAGCAUUAGCAAUUAUAAGUAAUACGCAACUGUGCAACAACAAAAAUAACAACAGCAAAAACAUAAUAAUUAUAAUAUAGCAGUGUUAAAAUAUUGUGAAGGAGCGCGCGAACAGUGUUAAUUUGUGUACGGAGUCACAGCUCUUAACUAACAACACAUGGAAAUCUCUCCACACAUGUUGUGAAACAAGCUGUGUGAAACAGUUUCCUCAUUAUAAGCGCUACAUGUUUCGUCUGCUGCUGGUAUAACAGUAGACAUGUGCAUUUCUUUUUUUAUUUUUUUUUUAAAUUUCGCACAUUUUAACAGGCUUAUUACUACAAGAGCUUUAUGUUUUAAUGAUUGAAUUUUAUUUUGGACACGAUACCGUAGGCAUCACAAAAACAAGACACACAUCAACACACACACACACACACACACACACUCUCAUACAUACAUUAUUUCCUUAAUUUGAGUCAUGUUUGAUAUUUAUAACUAUAUAUAUAUAUACUUUUCGUGUAAUACUACUUAGUUUUCUCCCUGAUGAAAUUAGUCAAGAUAGUGUAAUAAUUGUUAUUAAAAGAGAAGAAACUAAAUAUGUAAUAUAAUACUAAGUUUUAUUUAGCAUUAAAUUAAUUUACCUAAUGUAUUGUUCUUAAUUGCAUAAUUAUAAACUCCAGAUGAAAAAAAAAAAACAAAAAACGAGAAACAAAACCAAAACUAAUUUUAUAACUUAUGCGCUUUAUGGCAUACAUACGUAAAUGCUGCAUAUAUUAUUUUACUGAACAAUUCAAUAGCUACAUAUGAUUUCAAUUCUAACGCUUAGCAUUAUGCAUGCUGACAUACAAACAUAUUCGUAUUUGAAUAAA
Zeugodacus cucurbitae (melon fly) is the source of this 2241-nucleotide messenger RNA. Its product is annotated as ubiquitin-conjugating enzyme E2 S. Lineage: Eukaryota; Metazoa; Arthropoda; Insecta; Diptera; Tephritidae. The coding region runs from base 634 to 1251 and encodes 205 amino acids. The transcript has 4 exons. The record is from RefSeq and is a predicted model, not a curated record.